Molecule: messenger RNA, 888 nt
Organism: Arachis ipaensis
Lineage: Eukaryota; Viridiplantae; Streptophyta; Magnoliopsida; Fabales; Fabaceae
Source: RefSeq, a predicted model, not a curated record
AUGGAUCUCUAUGACGGAACGUCCGAUCCAAGCCACCAUCUCAGUAAUUUCAGAAGCCGAAUAUACUUGGCCGACGCCUUCGACGCCACUCGUUGCAAGGCCUUUCCGACUACUCUAACCAAGACCGCAAUGAAAUGGUUUGACGGCCUGCCCCCCAGGUCAGUCACUAGCUUUGACGACCUGGCCAGAAAUUUUUUUACCAAAUUCUCCGUCCAGAAAGACAAAAUGAAGCACGCCCCGAGCCUACUAGGAGUAAAGCAAAAGGUCAGGGAGACCCUUCGCGACUACAUGGAAAGAUUCAACAAAGCUUGCUUGGAAAUUCAGAAUCUACCAACUGAAGUUAUAAUUAUGGGUCUGGUCAAUGGCCUCAAAGAAGGACCAUUCUCUCAAUCCAUAUCCAAAAAAUACCCGACUUCUUUGAACGAGAUCCAAGAAAGGGCAAAAAAAUAUAUCAACAUUGAAGAAAACUCUCGACUUAGAGAACCUCCCCUUCGAUCCAACCUACCCUACUAUCCAAGCCAGGACAAAGAAAGGGAGCCCAAGAAGAAAGAAGAGCAAAGUGUGGAAAAGCCUCGAAAGUACCACAACUACACCCCUCUAAGGGUUUCCCUAGUCGAUGUCUAUAGGGAGAUAUGCCACAUGGAGAAGCUUCCGCCUCCCCAUUCGAUUAAACAUAAGAAAGCUGGAAGUCGGACUAAAUAUUGUGAGUAUCACAAGCUAUACGGGCACCCCACUAAUGAAUGCUAUGAUCUCAAGAAUGUCAUCAAAAAGUUGGCCAGGGAAGGCCGACUUGAUAGAUACCUGGCAGACAGGUCGGACGACCCGAGGAAGAGAAUAAGGGAUGAAGAAGGAGGACGACCAUAUUGCCCUCCUCACACCCCUGAAUGA